CUCGCAUAGGUCGUUGAUGUGUCGCAGGCUCGCUGCCAAGCUGCCCCAGAUUCCAUUUUCUGCCUCUCGGGCGCUGCACGGUCUCACGGUGACCCCCUCGUUCUCGGCCUGCCCGUGCGGAAAGGCCAGCUAACCUGAGGUUUAACAGUUCGUGGUUGGUUCAACAACCGCAUCAAGAACCACCAAACCAGCGGCGCGAAGCGACACCACUUCGGCUCAAAUUCCGAAACGACAUUAUCUGAAUACCUUCUGCACGCUCAUUUCCCCCCUCCCCUUUUCCUAUUCCUUCGUUUUCUUCAAUCCCAUUCUUCUGCAUUUAACCCCCUUGCGGGCUUCUAUCGAAACAACGACAACAACAACAACACUAUCAUUACUACUCCUCCCCCUUCUCCUCCUCCCAAAGCAGAUCCGCCGCAUCGUUAGGUUAGGUUUCUGGGCAUCAUGAUGUUGUUGACGUCGGCACUGUCGGCCUUGUGGCUGGCCACGGCGGCACACGGUGCUGUGCAGCAAGAUGCAGAGGGCAACGUGAAGAGCAUUGGAGUGAGUUCCGGAAGCUCUGCCUCGCGCCAUUCUGCGCAUGGUACUAACGCUUUCUUCCAACAGCUCAGGACGCAUAGCUUGAACCAGCCAUACUUGGACUCGGACAUGCAAAGUCGGUGGUAUGACUUUGGAGGAGACACCAUUAUUCGCACAGACCAGUACAUCCGUCUCACAUCCGACCGGCAGUCGCAGACGGGCAACCUUUGGUCCAAGGUGCCCUUGACAGCAACCAACUGGGAAAUCGAGGUCGAGUUCAAGAUCCACGGAAAGAACACGCUCUACGGCGAUGGAUUUGCCAUGUGGCUCACGAAGGAGCGCGGGAGGGAAGGACCUGUUUUCGGCAACCAGGACCGAUUCGAGGGUCUCGGCAUCUUCUUCGACACGUACAAGAACAACCGGCCCGGCGUCGUCUUCCCCUACGUCAUGGCCAUGGUGGGCGACGGCCGGACCUCGUACGACAAGGACACGGAUGGCAAGAACCAGGAGCUGGCCGGCUGCUCGGCCCGCGGUAUCAGGCACGCCAGCGUGCCGACCAAGUUCAAGCUGUCGCACUUUCAGGAUAAGUACCUGAAGCUCGAGCUGCAGUACAAGAACGAGGGCGAGUGGGUUCUCUGCUUCGAGACCAACGAGCCGCCCACGAUCCCUCCUGUGGCCUACCUUGGUUUCACGGCCGAGACGGGCGAGCUUAGCGACAACCACGAUAUCAUCUCGGUCAACGCCAGGAACCUCUACACUACCGCUCCGCCGACCAAGUCUACACCUGGCAGCGGCAAGGGCAAGAAGGUGACGGGUCAGCAAACUGAGGGCAGCUGGACCUGGUUCUUGGUGAAGACUCUCUUCUUCUUCUUUGCCGUGGGAGGCGCCUAUGUCGGAUACACGGCGUACAGGACGAAGCAGCAGCGCAGCCAUCGUUUUUAGGGGAUAGGAUAUGCGGUGAUUACAAUGGAGUGGUGGUGGUGAAUCGCGACACGCAAUCGAGAAGAGGAGAAAAAAAGAGGAUGAGGAUUCGCACAUAUAGUUUCUGCAUCGGCGCGGGUGGCACGGACGGUCUAUUUUCUUUUAUGUUUGUGUACUUUGAGCUUGCCCCUCUGUCGAAGAGGUGGUAUUCCGAGACGACUGCCCUUUACUCAUUGCGACGGUCAAAAUGAGACUUUUCCUAUCUAUCUGCCUUUACCUGUUCCCGAGAUAUAUAGGCCCUGAUCCUGGAGGUGACUGUACUUGUAGAAGAGGCGCGGGUUCCAGCCUUUUACAAACUGCCGACAAGCGGGAUCCUAUGCCGGUGGGUAUAAUGACGGGCCGGGUAGCCUCCCCGAGUGUCCGCCGAGUGUCAAUGGUCGGUUGAUAACAGUAUUCCCAACU
This is a messenger RNA of Neurospora tetraspora, 1899 nucleotides long. RefSeq names its product concanavalin A-like lectin/glucanase domain-containing protein. Gene Ontology annotation, molecular function: D-mannose binding. Gene Ontology annotation, biological process: endoplasmic reticulum to Golgi vesicle-mediated transport. The record is from RefSeq and is a predicted model, not a curated record. The transcript has 3 exons. Bases 442 to 1458 code for a protein of 338 amino acids. Gene Ontology annotation, cellular component: Golgi membrane; COPII-coated ER to Golgi transport vesicle; endoplasmic reticulum-Golgi intermediate compartment. Lineage: Eukaryota; Fungi; Ascomycota; Sordariomycetes; Sordariales; Sordariaceae.